Molecule: messenger RNA, 744 nt
Organism: Anopheles maculipalpis
Lineage: Eukaryota; Metazoa; Arthropoda; Insecta; Diptera; Culicidae
Exons: 2
Coding region: 1-744 (247 amino acids)
Source: RefSeq, a predicted model, not a curated record
AUGGCUGCCGAAAGAACGAUACUAGUACUACUGGUGGUUGUGUUGGGAGUAAUAGUUGAAGUUCAAAGUUCACCGUUACUAGAAAAGGAAAACGAGAAUGAUACGGAAGUAGCAUCAGGAAGACAGCGAGGGCCUUUCCAUUCUGCAGUUUACCCAUUCGGAUGGGGAUGGGGCAUUGCUGCGUUUGUGAUAGCGAUCGUGAAGGGUGCGUUCUGGCUCGGUAUCAUCAUGAUCUGGGCAUUCUUUAAAGGAUUCCCAGCCAAGCAUGGCUGUGCACCGAUUAUUUUGCGAGAGUCCGUACCGUACUACCACGAUCACCAUCACGAUCAUCAUGAGGAAAUUAUUUGGGACAAACCACCACACCGUAGGCGUUCGAUCCGAGAAGCGGUACAACCGGGCGAAGAGUCCGAUCUACUACUUACCGACAUGAUGACGGAUUUGGCGUUUAGUUUUCUCGGUGUACAUACGACCGAUUGCCGGAAGCGGUUUGUGUGUGAGGUAGACGUGAGGGCUAAGAGUGACUUUCUGCUGAAGCUUGGUACGCGUAUGUUAGGGGUAGAUAUCUUCCGGAAGUACCGAUCGCCGGAUGAUGUUUCGGCUGAAAGCAUUGAACAGUGUGGCGAGUUGUAUCGGAUGUGUAAGGCGCAAGGAAGCUCAAUUACGAUGAACGUGUUUGAGGGACAAAUGCAAGGAUCGAUUGAUGAGUAUGAUGACGCUGAAGGGAACCAGGACCAACAACUAUAA